Molecule: messenger RNA, 881 nt
Organism: Linum trigynum
Lineage: Eukaryota; Viridiplantae; Streptophyta; Magnoliopsida; Malpighiales; Linaceae
Source: the annotation of a GenBank genome assembly
AUCAAACUCACAAAAACAACUUCUCUUCCUCAAAACCCAUACAUAUAUAUUGCUAGCAAAUUAACAUCAAAACAAUAACAUGAUGAUGAUGAAGAAGGCGAUCAUCUCAAACAUUGUCAUCAUAUUUGGAAUCUCCGCCGUCCUCUUCAUUUGUGUUGCAGAGAGCAGACAGCCAACGCCAAAGGCUGUCCAAUGUAGCACGGUGGAAAUCGAUGCCAUGCCAUGCCUGCAGUUCGCUCAAGGAGGUCAGGACAAAGUUCCACAGACCUGCUGCAACGGCCUACACAACCUCGCCGAUAGCGCAACCACGGUCGACGACAAGACCGCCGCCUGCAAAUGCUUGGCUACUGCUUUUCAGAAGUUCCCUACCAUCAAAGACGAGGAUUUGAAGAAAAUUCCUGGGCUAUGCAAUGUUACUGUUCCCUUUCCCCUCUCUAAGAACCUCAAAUGUGACAACAUCAAGCAGUUCACUAUUGCCUAUUAGAGCGACAUUAUCAUGAUCGAACGACAAGUUUGAUAUGGCUACAAGAAUUAAUGUUUAUUUUGCCUUCGAUUCAUAUUAUAUAUGUACCCUGAAAUCAAUUCACUGCUUCCCUACCAACUAUUUUUUUUUUUGAAAGUUCCUACCAACUAUAUUAUAAACAACCUGUAACAAGAACCUCUUCAAACUCAAACAUCUUAUACUUUUUACAUUUUAUGCAUUUUAAUAUCAUUCAUACGCUCUCGCCAUACAUUUUAUGUCCGAAAAUCUCGCAGCUUUAUGUUUAUGCAUUGUGAUCAUUCGAUGAUGUUGUAGAGGAGGGUAGACGAGAUCAUCGUUCAGUUGGAUAUAGGUUUUAAUCUACUAUGCGAGCUGAACUAAAUCAAAGACCAAAUUAAUC